Molecule: messenger RNA, 2953 nt
Organism: Cherax quadricarinatus
Lineage: Eukaryota; Metazoa; Arthropoda; Malacostraca; Decapoda; Parastacidae
Source: RefSeq, a predicted model, not a curated record
AGCGGGAGCCAGGUCGUGUGGAUGAGAGGUUGAGUGUGAGCACCUGACUUGACUUACCUGACCUGAAGCAGCUGUCAGCAUGGAUCAUCAACACGGCGUACCGUCCACAGCCGACUCGCAGCACAAUGCACCAGGUGGCGGCGGCGGCCAGCAUGACUUUGUGGACUCUAUCCUGGACUCCUUUGGUGGAGGUCAGCAGUCACAUGAGCUGCUGGAGAUGUUGCAUGUGCCGCUGCUGCAUGGAGGGGUGAAAGAGGUGCUACUCUUCGCCAGCUUCGCCACCACCUCCACGGCCUCCUUCACCCUCGCCUGCUUCUUGCUAGCCCUCUGUGCCGGCAUCCUGGAGGGACUGCGACUUCUACUAUGGUGGGCGGAGCGUCGGUACACGAGAGACUGUCAGGCUGCUACACACAAACUUGCCUGUGAAUGUAAACAUUGUACAAGUCUGACCUUAAGUGUGGCGGGUAAUGGAGAACACAAGAACUAUGAUGCCAUCCAUGACAGCAGAGCCUCCAGUGAGUCAUCUUCAGCACCUCUCACACCAGCACUUCCCCACCUCUCACAUCUUGAAAGGCACUUGUGGUGGGUCUCUGUGGGCUUCCUGCACUUCAUCAUAUAUGUCAUAGCCACAUUGCUUAUGCUCAUCGCUAUGACUAUGAACAUCUACCUCAUAGUGUCAAUGGGCGCUGGUGCAGCCAUAGGCAAGAUGAUCACCAUUUGUGUCCGUAGCCGCCACGUAAACAAAUGACAUCAUGAUGGCGGCUCAGCUGGAGACAGGGAAUCAGAGGCAUCAUCUUCACCCACAGUGUUAUUCUUCCCUGGCACAAGUGUUUCACCCUCACAGCUAACACCCUCACAGCUAACACCCUCACAGCUAACACCCUUACAACUGACACCCUCACAUACCUGUGAUAUUCUUGAGACCAGUUUCGAAAUUUCAUCUACUCGUGUAGAGCGGCCUGAGGUCAGGCAUUUCUGUUGAAUGAUUGAUCAACCAGUCUGUUGCUGUCCAUACCCGGCACAUCUUUAUAACCAUCAUAACCAGCUGAUAAAUGCACAUGCAAAUUAGCCAACAGGUAUCAACAAUUUUUGUUUUAAAUUUUCAUGUUUGGACUAUCCAUAUUAUACCCAUACAUAAUUUUCGGCAUUAUAAAAAAAUAUUUUGCAUCUUUAAACGAGUCUAUCUGCAUAAAAAAAACAUAGCUUAUCUAUCUCAUAUAUAUCUAGACAAGAUAUAUUUUUUAUGUGACGGUCAUCAGAAUCACUGUCCUCGAUGAGAGGUUUUGUCUUGUACUGAUCUUAUUAGUAAUUUUUCCAUCCCACUCGACCGCCCCAGCAAAUUCUUGACUUAAUGGAUUUUAAUUUAACGGAUUUCGGAUAUACAGGACAAAAUCAGCUGGGUUACGUGAUUGGAAAACAAUGAAUAUAGUAAGUUAGUUGAAUAAUUGUUACUGCGACGACUUCGGCGAAACACAAUCAUCUCUGUCCACUAUUGUCACCAUUAAUAAGUAAUCCAGGGAUUACGUCUGUCACCACCACCACAUAUCCUCCAUGUGCUGGUACUGUCACCACCUCUCUCCAGAUAAUCACCACCACAUAUCCACCAUGUGGUGGUACUGUCACAACUAUCACAUAUUCAUGGGCUGGUAGUCACCACCACAUACCCAUGUGCUGGUACUGUCAUUAUCAGCACAUGGAGGGCAUGUGCUGGUGCUGUCACCACCGCAACAUAUCCUUCAUGUGCUGGUACUGUCACCACCACAUAUCCUUCAUGUGCUGGUACUGUCACCACCACAUAUCUUUCAUGUUCUAGUACUGUCACCACCACAACAUAUCCUUCAUGUGCUGGUACUGUCACCACCACAACAUAUCCUUCAUGUACUGGUACUGUCACCACCACAACAUAUCCUUCAUGUGCUGGUACUGUCACCACCACAACAUAUCCUUCAUGUGCUGGUACUGUCACCACCACAUAUCCUUCAUGUGCUGGUACUGUCACCACCACAUAUCUUUCAUGUUCUAGUACUGUCACCACCACAACAUAUCCUUCAUGUGCUGGUACUGUCACCACCACAACAUAUCCUUCACGUGCUGGUACUGUCACCACAACAUAUCCUUCAUGUGCUGGUACUGUCACAACAACAUAUCCUUCAUGUGCUAGUACUGUCACCACUACAUAUCCUUCAUGUGCUGGUACUGUCACCACUACAACAUAUCCUUCAUGUGCUAGUACUGUCACUACUACAUAUCCUUCAUGUGCUAGUACUGUCACCACAACAUAUCCUUCAUGUGCUGGUACUGUCACCACCACAACAUAUCCUUCAUGUGCUAGUACUGUCACUACUACAUAUCCUUCAUGUGCUGGUACUGUCACCACUACAACAUAUCCUUCAUGUGCUAGUACUGUCACUACUACAUAUCCUUCAUGUGCUGGUACUGUCACCACUACAACAUAUCCUUCAUGUGCUAGUACUGUCACCACUACAUAUCCUUCAUGUGCUGGUACUGUCCCCCACUACAACAUAUCCUUCAUGUGCUAGUACUGUCACCACUACAUAUCCUUCAUGUGCUGGUACUGUCACCACUACAACAUAUCCUUCAUGUGCUAGUACUGUCACCACAACAUAUCCUUCAUGUGCUGGUACUGUCACCACCACAACAUAUCCUUCAUGUGCUAGUACUGUCACCACUACAUAUCCUUCAUGUGCUGGUACUGUCACCACUACAACAUAUCCUUCAUGUGCUAGUACUGUCACCACUACAUAUCCUUCAUGUGCUGGUACUGUCACCACUACAUAUCCUUGAUGUGCUAGUACUGUCACCACUACAUAUCCUUCAUGUGCUGGUACUGUCACCACUACAACAUAUCCUUCAUGUGCUAGUACUGUCACCACAACAUAUCCUUCAUGUGCUGGUACUGUCACCACCACAUAUCCUUCAUGUGCUGAUACUG